Molecule: messenger RNA, 1303 nt
Organism: Tribolium castaneum (red flour beetle)
Lineage: Eukaryota; Metazoa; Arthropoda; Insecta; Coleoptera; Tenebrionidae
Gene: Las
Product: Lipoic acid synthase
Exons: 6
Coding region: 150-1268 (372 amino acids)
Biological process (GO): lipoate biosynthetic process
Cellular component (GO): mitochondrion
Molecular function (GO): lipoate synthase activity; 4 iron, 4 sulfur cluster binding
Source: RefSeq, a predicted model, not a curated record
UUAUGUUCUUUAUAAUGCAAUUAAGCAAGCAGACACUUUCUUGUUCUGCAUGAACACGUUUAUUUUUCGAAUUUAUGGUGAAAAGUAAACAUCUUUAGAGGUUAGAUCAAAAUCACUGAUGACCUUUUAACCUCAAUCAUUUCGCAAAAAUGUCCAACUUUAAACGCCUCUUAAAUGUGCCCCACGUUAACAAAACCACUUUUCGAUUAUCCCACAAAUCACACUUGGAAGCCCUCCGAGAACGGAUUAUAAACGGCCCCAGUCUCCAAGACUUUAUAAAGAGCCCCGAUCCUGUCUUAAAAGAAGACUCCGAGGCUUGGAAAGACUACAAUGGGAGGCUCAAAAGAACCAAAAGUGAAAGUUCCCGUCUUAGGUUACCCCCAUGGUUAAAGACCUCAAUUCCCAAAGGAAAAAAAUUCAGCGAGCUUAAAGAACAGUUAAGGAACCUUAAUUUGCACACUGUGUGCGAGGAGGCAAGGUGUCCAAAUAUUGGGGAGUGUUGGGGUGGAGGCGAGCAUGGGACGGCUACAGCUACCAUCAUGUUGUUAGGAGACACUUGUACAAGGGGGUGCCGAUUCUGUUCCGUUAAGACCUCAAAAACGCCUCCAGCACCCGACCCAAACGAACCUGUUAAAACUGCCUCAGCUAUAGCAUCAUGGGGGCUGGACUAUAUUGUGCUAACAUCAGUUGACCGCGACGAUUUGCCUGAUGGAGGUUCAAAUCAUUUUGCCGAAACUGUGAGAGAGAUAAAGAAGCGUAAGAGCGAGAUUCUAGUAGAGUGCUUAGUGCCUGACUUUGCUGGUGACCUAAAUGCUGUGAAGACAAUUGUUGAUUCAGGUUUGGAUGUUUACGCUCACAAUAUUGAAACUGUUGAAGCUUUAACUCCGUUUGUAAGAGACAGAAGAGCAAAAUAUAGGCAGUCGUUGGCAACUCUUGAAGCUGUUAAAAAAUUUAACCCCGAUAUGAUUACAAAGUCGUCAAUUAUGUUGGGUUUGGGUGAAACUGACGAUGAAGUUAGACAAACUUUGGAGGAUUUAAAGACAGCAGGUGUUGAUUGUGUGACUCUUGGACAGUACAUGCAACCAACUAAAAAACAUCUACUGGUUGUUGAAUAUGUAACACCUGAGAAGUAUCAAUAUUGGGAAAAAGUAGGAAAUGAAAUGAAGUUUUUGUACGUUGCGAGUGGACCUCUUGUGAGAAGUUCCUACAAAGCUGGUGAAUUCUUCAUUGCGAGUAUUUUAAAAAAUAGAAAAACUAAUGCUGUGUAAUUAAUUGUUGUUAAAUAAAAAGUAUAUUGACGUUG